This is a messenger RNA of Eruca vesicaria subsp. sativa (arugula), 234 nucleotides long. The record is from the annotation of a GenBank genome assembly. NCBI's taxonomy places the organism in Eukaryota, Viridiplantae, Streptophyta, Magnoliopsida, Brassicales, Brassicaceae.
AUGCAAGGAGAUGGUUCGGGAUCGUCUAUGAGAAGGCAAAAUUCUGGAAGGAAAUUGUGUUUGUGUCGCUUAGAUGCUGAAAUAAGACAAGCUUGGACAGACAAGAACCCUGGGUGGCGAUUUUAUGGCUGUCCGCGUUAUAAGGAGAAAAAUGUAUGCAAAUACUUCAAAUGGUUUGAUGUCGAGGAUGGUACAGAGUGGCAAAAAAUGGCUUUGAUUGAAGCCCAGGAUUAG